This is a messenger RNA of Hydra vulgaris (swiftwater hydra), 2271 nucleotides long. RefSeq names its product zinc finger protein 132. The record is from RefSeq and is a predicted model, not a curated record. Lineage: Eukaryota; Metazoa; Cnidaria; Hydrozoa; Anthoathecata; Hydridae. Gene Ontology annotation, biological process: regulation of transcription by RNA polymerase II. Gene Ontology annotation, cellular component: nucleus. Gene Ontology annotation, molecular function: DNA-binding transcription factor activity, RNA polymerase II-specific.
UACUCGCACCCUUCAUAGUUGAUAUUUAGAAAUAUACUAACAUUUUAAAAUUAUUUUUGGUUGUUGAGUAAAAGCAUUUUGUUUCCAAUUAUCAUAUAAGCUUUGACAAUAAGAUGGUGAAUAACGAACAACUUUUUGUAAAAAUGUAUAUAUAUAGUGAUGGUUGGAAAAAACGUGACAUGGUACAUCAUUACCAGUUUUACCUUUGCAAUGGAAUUUACAGCUUCUAAAAGUGUGGAUGUUCAAGAAGAAGAACCAAGUACUCAACACUGGAAAGAAGAACUGCUUAUGUUAAGAAAUCGUAUUCUGGAGGUUGAAGGCAGGUGUAAAAUGUUACUUACAGAAAAUGAGCAUCUGGAAGCAAUGGUCCACAAAUUUCAAACUGAAUAUGACAUAGACACAUCUUUUUUGAGAACUCAAAUUCAAAAUGAGCGGGAUAGACAUAUUCAAUGGAAAGAUCUUUAUUUUAAAAUACGUGCAGAACUAGUUAAUUUAAAAAAACAAAACAGAGUGAAGAAUAAUACCAGUAAUAUGGAAUUUAUGUGGAUGCACCCAUCUCACCAAUUGAAAAAUGAAUGUAAGGAAUGUAGCGAAGAAAGAGAACGAACCUCGUCACAAAGUGGAAUGCAAUUAUCAGAAAGAGAGCAAACCUCAUCACAAAGUGGGAUACGAUUAUCGGAAAAAGAUGGAUCUUUGACUAGACCACCUUCUACAUCACAAGUUUUUCUUAUGGAAUCAUUAAAAGAUGCUAUAGUUGAUACAUCUGCAAAUAAAUCACAUAUAUGUAAUCGGACUACUUCAUCAAGUGAUUUUAAAGAUCCUUCGAGAUCUUCGAUUAUUCAUUUCAGCAAAGUACAUAAACCCAAUGAGCUCAAAAUGGAAUCUAGGAUCAAAUCAACUUUUGCGCAUUCUCAAAAGCCAUAUCUUCAAAAGUCAUUAAAUUCUGAAUAUGGUGGAAAUCUCAGUCAGGAAACUCCAAACUUACCGUUUAAACCGUUGCCUGAUUGUUUUAAGUGUUACAUAUGUGGCAUAUAUUCAGAUUCAGAACAACAAUUGCGUUAUCAUAUGGAACAACAUAAUGAGCGCACAUUUCCCCUCUCAAUGAACAUCGUUGAAAACAUAAAUCAAGAAAGUUUUACGUGCUCAGAAUGUAUGAAGGAGUGUCAGAAUGAAGAUGAUUAUAAAAACCAUCUUCUUAUACAUAUGUUUAAAUGUAAAAUAUGCUCUCAAACUUUCGAUAAUGAUGUGACUUUUCUCAAUCAUGUUAAGACUCAUGGAGAGCCGAUAGACACGCCUUAUAUUUGUUUUAUAUGUGGGAAGCAAUUUUCGCAUGUUGCUAAUUUAUCUAAUCACUUACUUUAUCAUCCUGACGAAAAAAGCUACGCGUGUGAAGAAUGCAGCAAAAAAUACUCUAAAAAAAGUCAUCUUACUCGACACAUGUCUGUUCAUAAUAAAUGUAGACCCUAUUUAUGUUUGGUUUGUGGGAAAGGUUUUGCUUAUCGUACACAUUUACGCCGUCAUGAAAUUGUUCAUUCUGAAGCUCGACCUCAUCAGUGUAGUGUUUGUCAGCAAUCUUUUAGCCGAAAAUCGAGUUUAUCACGUCAUUAUUUUAUACAUACCACUGAGAAGCCAUUUGUUUGUCCAGUCUGUCAAAAGGGAUUUAAUAGGAAGGGACGUCUACGUAAUCACAUUAAAAUACAUAUUAGAAAAGGCCACACUCAGUUAAAUGACUAUGUCAUAGAAAGGCGACCUAUAACUAAAGAAUUUAUUGAGAGUGUUAAUAACAUAGACAAUUUAAAACCCUCUGUGGAAUCACCGAAUCUAUAUCCUGGCGUUAUUCAAUCUAAAGAUACAAUUUCAUACCAACCCGAGUCUUUAAAUUUAAAAGAAAUUUCCAAAGAUGAAAUUAUCGAUUCAUCUAGUUCUGAUACAGAGAACGAUAGGGAAAGUGAAUUAAGCGAAGAAAUGGCGUUUCCUGGUCCUUCAAAAAACUACACAGAAAGCGUUAAGCCCUCUUAAACACCAUGUGUUGAAAUUUUGUCGGUUCCAAUUUGAAGAUUGAUACUUGCGUAUUGUGUACAAUUAAUUAGAUGGUUUGCGUGAUACCUCAGAGUUUGCAUGUACGCAAUGUUAAGUUGGCAUCGAUGCAGUAAUAAUAAUACAUUCUUAUGUAAGUUUCCGAUACGUUCUUGUAAUUUUUCUAUAGUUGUUAUGCGAAGCGUUCAUCCUCUUAAAGCUAUGUUGUUUAAAAAUAUAAUUUUAUUAGUGUAA